Motacilla alba alba is the source of this 963-nucleotide messenger RNA. RefSeq names its product paired like homeobox 2B (gene PHOX2B). The record is from RefSeq and is a predicted model, not a curated record. NCBI's taxonomy places the organism in Eukaryota, Metazoa, Chordata, Aves, Passeriformes, Motacillidae. The transcript is spliced from 3 exons. Gene Ontology annotation, molecular function: RNA polymerase II transcription regulatory region sequence-specific DNA binding; DNA-binding transcription factor activity, RNA polymerase II-specific. Bases 7 to 891 code for a protein of 294 amino acids. Gene Ontology annotation, biological process: regulation of transcription by RNA polymerase II.
UUUUCAAUGUAUAAAAUGGAAUAUUCUUACCUCAAUUCCUCUGCCUACGAGUCCUGUAUGGCUGGGAUGGACACUUCGAGCCUGGCUUCAGCUUAUGCUGACUUCAGUUCCUGCAGCCAAGCCAGUGGCUUUCAAUAUAACCCUAUAAGGACCACUUUUGGGGCCACCUCUGGCUGCCCAUCCCUCACUCCAGGAUCCUGCAGUCUCGGCUCUCUUAGGGACCACCAGAGCAGUCCAUACGCAGCAGUUCCUUACAAACUCUUCACCGACCACGGGGGUUUAAACGAGAAGAGGAAACAGAGGCGGAUCAGAACUACGUUCACCAGCGCCCAGCUCAAGGAACUGGAGAGGGUGUUCGCAGAGACUCAUUAUCCUGAUAUAUACACCCGGGAGGAGCUGGCGCUCAAGAUAGACCUCACCGAGGCGAGAGUGCAGGUCUGGUUCCAGAACCGCCGCGCCAAAUUCCGCAAGCAGGAGAGGGCGGCGGCGGCGGCGGCGGCGGCCGCCAAGAACGGGGCGGCCGGCAAGAAGUCCGACGCCUCCCGCGACGACGAGAGCAAGGAGGCCAAGAGCACCGAUCCCGACAGCACCGGCGGCCCCGGCCCCAACCCCAACCCCGCUCCCAGCUGCGGCGGAGGCGGUGGCGGCGGCCCCAGCCCCGCGGCCGGGCAGGGAGCGGCAGGGCCCGGCGGACCGGGGGGCGAGCCGGGCAAGGGAGCGGCGGGGCCCGGCGGGCUGGCGGCGGCGGGGCCGGGGCAGGGCUGGGCGCCGGGGCCCGGGCCCAUCACCUCUAUCCCCGACUCGUUAGGCGGCCCCUUCGCCAGCGUCCUCUCCUCGCUGCAGCGGCCCGGAGGCACCAAAGGCAGCCUCGUCAAGAGCGGCAUGUUCUGAGCGGCGGCGGCGGCGGCGGCGGCCCCUCCCGCUCAUUAGUGUCCGCCGCCCUCCCGUAGCAAUGACCCGGGG